AUGGCAACGCAGAAGAGGCAUGGUGGCAAAGCAAUCUCAUUGUUGAAGAUGCAGUGUGACCAGUUAAAAAGAGAACCAGAGUUGUUGGGCCCGGCAGGUGGAGGGUCCGUUCCGAAGUCGCCGAACGAUAAAGUAGACGCUAAUGAAGCUGCUGACAAGGCAAAAACAGCUGAAUCCCCUGCACAACCUAUGGCAGCAAAAGGGAAACCUGGAGAAGGUGUCAUGGCGGUUCCCUACAAUGACAGUUCAUCAUCAUCAGAGAAGAAGAAGAAAAAGAAAGUUUUCGUUCGAGAAAACAAGAGAGAAAUCAGCAGGGACGAGGGAAAGGAAGGAAAAGAUGGGAAGAUCGGAGCGGCGUCGAAGAAGAAGGAUAGUGGAAACAAGCAAAGUGACAAAAGUAAACAGUCUAGAAUGAAGCCUAAAGAAACGGACAAAGCUAAGGAUGAGAAGGGCGGCAGUCCAGAAGAAAAGAUAAACGAAACUAAAACGAAAGGCUCCAACGACAAGGUAAAUAGCAAGGAAAACGACAAAACGAAGGAUGCUAAAGAAAAGACUACUGAAAAUAAAAACAAGCCUAGUAAAGAAAAAGUGUCCGAGGAUAAACCCAAAGAUAAUAAAGAAAAUGGUCCAGGAGACAAAACAAAAAAUUCCAAGGAUAAGGUCGUCGACGAAAAGGCCAAAACGGAGAAAUCAAAAGAAAAGGGUGCCGAGGAAAAAGCUAAAACGGAUAAGCCGAAAGGACCGGAAGAGAAAAAAUGA
Molecule: messenger RNA, 759 nt
Organism: Ostertagia ostertagi
Lineage: Eukaryota; Metazoa; Nematoda; Chromadorea; Rhabditida; Trichostrongylidae
Source: the annotation of a GenBank genome assembly